UUGGCCUCUCCUGGAGUCAAAAAUAAACUUUUUUCAGAUUGUUUUGUGCACACAUGAGUGAUCAUCAAAGAAGAAUGAUACCAAAUGGUUGCUUCAUUAGAAAGAGCCUUUUUCAUCGCUUAAACAAAGGUUUUAUUCCCUCUGUGGACCGUAAAGUAAAACUAAACAUAGUCUUCUCUUUUUGCUCUUGCGCAUAGCUCUCUUUAUAAAUUUUGGUAGUUCCACUUUAACUACAAUUCUCGGUCUAUAUGGGAUCGAAAGCUACACUUUCUUUUUACUUAUUUUAUGUGUUUAUCCCUCGAGUGCUCAAUCAUGGCCUAAGUGUAAUGAUGUUAUGAAUACAUCUAAUCAUGUCUUUUCCCUUCUUUUCAUGAACUGUUCUCAGCUCCAGUCCCUUAAAUAUCUCUCAGUACCCUCAUAUUGUUUCCCAUAAACCUCUCUCACUCCCUCUUAUUAUGUCAGCUACUGGAACAAAACGAAUCAGCACAAACACUGGACCGGGUCAGAGAGAUGCUUCGGUUAUGCAAACCGCAAUCAAGGGACCUCAGGGUGGUAAGAUCCCUGGGUGCACAACGAGCUGUGGAUUGAGGUUGCCGAGAAAAACUGAAGCCACAGCAGCAAGGAUGAUUAAGCAUCUUGGCUGUAAAUUUGCAAAAGGUUUGCGUCUGGUGGUGAUGAGGAAGAAGAAAAAAUCUCCAACGUCAAAGGGAGGAUCUUCUUCUUUUUCCUCCGGUAGGUCUCAGCCAUCGAUCAUGCCCAUUAGCAAUGACAAUCAUAGAUCAGAGGCUAUAGAAGACUGCAUAGAGUUCAUUAACUCAUCAUCCUCCUUCACCAGAUCAAACUCUACUUCUUAACUCUUUUAAGUUUAAUCACUCCCUUUGUCUUGGUCGUUCAUUGUCUAUUUGCUUAUUUUGUGAGAAUUACAUGUACUUGUCUAGAUAAUAAUGUCUAUGUGACUUUUGUUGAUGUGUACUAUGGCAGUAGUUCAGUAAAUAUGUCUAAUCGUCCUCUUGUUCUUGCUAUUUGGGUUGAAAUAUUCAUCUUUGUUCAUGAGUAGUCAUAUUAUAUCAUUUUCACUCGAUUGGA
Molecule: messenger RNA, 1086 nt
Organism: Eruca vesicaria subsp. sativa (arugula)
Lineage: Eukaryota; Viridiplantae; Streptophyta; Magnoliopsida; Brassicales; Brassicaceae
Source: the annotation of a GenBank genome assembly